Messenger RNA from Ochlerotatus camptorhynchus, 2703 nucleotides. Its product is annotated as 5-hydroxytryptamine receptor-like. Bases 514 to 2244 code for a protein of 576 amino acids. The record is from RefSeq and is a predicted model, not a curated record. The transcript is spliced from 11 exons. Lineage: Eukaryota; Metazoa; Arthropoda; Insecta; Diptera; Culicidae. Gene Ontology annotation, molecular function: dopamine neurotransmitter receptor activity, coupled via Gs; G protein-coupled receptor activity. Gene Ontology annotation, biological process: G protein-coupled dopamine receptor signaling pathway; adenylate cyclase-activating adrenergic receptor signaling pathway. Gene Ontology annotation, cellular component: plasma membrane.
GAUUAUAUACGGUGAAAGGACCAAGUGGAACCAACCGACCGAUAUCAGCAGCAGAAGCUAGAUCUAGGAUUAGGAUAUCCUGGGACGCUAGGAAAGCGUGAAUCGUGAGCAACGGGACAGAAGUUUGAAGGCACACAGACAGGCAGAGGAUCUUUUCCAGACUGUUAACCAAUUGCGUAAAACGGCCGACAGGCCGACCGGUUCCGGCAUCGAGACGCACAAUCACAAAUCGCCAUGACCAUCUCCGUUGUCGCCAUCGCCGCCAUCAAUCAGGAACAGCAGUGGCCGAAUAGUUGUCUCCAUUCUUCGGUGGUGGAACUGCGUCGUAAUCUUCGCUACAUGGCCAUCACCAUCGGCAUCAGUGCCAAUGACGACGGAUCCAAUGCCAGCAAUAGCACCAUCAGCAGCAGCAGCAGCAGCAUCAGUCGAAGCUAACUCAUCACAGUCUUUUAGCACGCGUGGGCAGGAGGAGGACGAGGAGGAGGGCAAUAAAGCUCUUCGCAUCGAAACAUCAUGGAUUUCCACAAGGCACCCCCACCCCGGCCGCCCAGUUUCGUCGAUGACGGUGGCAUCGGUACGGCACUCACCAAGUCCAACGAUGUGUACGAUUUAAUAUUCAUCAACAGUGGCAGCCCCGAUUCGUACCUGGCCGACGAGUUCGGAAGCUUCAUGAAUGACACUCUACUGCUCAAUGGCACUGCCAACGGGACUGACCUUGUCGGAAACGGCACCACAACCGGGCUGGACGAACCCCUGGCCGACGUCAUUGCGAUGGCGGUGACGUCACUCAUCCUCGGACUGAUGAUACUAGUUACCGUUAUAGGAAACGUUUUUGUAAUUGCUGCCAUCAUAUUAGAACGUAAUUUACAAAAUGUAGCCAAUUAUUUAGUAGCGUCACUCGCCGUGGCAGAUUUAUUCGUAGCGUGCUUAGUUAUGCCGUUGGGUGCUGUUUAUGAGAUAAGCCAAGGCUGGAUUCUGGGCCCCGAACUAUGUGAUAUUUGGACGUCCUGCGACGUCCUGUGCUGUACGGCUUCCAUUCUACAUCUGGUGGCUAUUGCCACGGACAGGUACUGGGCGGUGACCAAUAUCGAUUACAUGCACUCCCGCACCAGCCGCCGGGUAUUCACGAUGAUCUUCCUGGUGUGGUUCGCCUCGGUCAUUGUGUCACUGGCGCCGCAGUUCGGCUGGAAGGACCCGGACUACCUACAACGAAUAGAGCAGCAAAAGUGCAUGGUUUCGCAGGACAUCGCGUACCAGAUCUUUGCAACGUGUUGCACCUUCUAUGUUCCUCUGUUAGUUAUUCUAGUGCUGUACUGGAAGAUUUACCAGACCGCACGGCGACGGAUACAUCGACGGCGGCCGAAGCAACCGGUGACGGGUAAUAACAAUCAGGAAGAAACACCAAAACAAACCAAAUCAAAAAUACGCUUUCGGCUGAAGAAAAAGUUCGGCAAUCCAGCCAAAUCGGCAGCGUCCUCGCUGGGACUGGUAGAGGGCAACUCGACCAACACCGUCAACACGGUCGAGGACACCGAGGGCAGCUCGAAUGCGGAGCGGAAGGCCGGUGUCGAGACGGCUUUCAGCAGUGACGAGACACCGACAACAGCCAUGGGAAACAGUCAAAUCCCCACCGUUUCCCAUGAGGUGGAUCACCGGCAGCUGUCAGAUCCGGUGGAAGCAAAUAAUAACAAUCACAACAAUAACAGCAACAACAACAACAACAACAACAACUCCUCAUCCGAGGGUACCAAUGCUCAUCAGCUAUCGGCAGUCCCUCAGGCAAAUCCGCAACAGCCACAGCAGCAAGCACCAGUACGGCCCACGAGCAGCAACGCUCUGAUGCCCCCGAUUCAACAUUCACCCACCAUGCUCAGCGGGUCUCACACCCACAUUGGAUCGACGCUGAACAUUGCCAGCAACCCGAACCCGCACGCCCAGGUUUCCAAGCGGAAGGAAACUCUGGAAGCGAAGCGGGAACGCAAAGCGGCCAAAACGCUUGCCAUCAUCACCGGCGCCUUCGUCGUGUGCUGGUUGCCAUUUUUUCUGAUGGCCCUGCUUCUGCCCCUGUGCGAGGCCUGCUACAUCAACGAUACGGUGAUGUCGCUGUUCCUCUGGCUGGGCUACUUCAACUCGACGCUCAAUCCGGUCAUCUAUACCAUCUUCAGUCCCGAGUUCCGGCAGGCGUUCAAGCGGAUCCUGUUCGGGACGCACCGGAGCGCCGCUUUUCGACGGGGAAAGCUGUAAUACUAGGAGCAACCUUUGCACCACCAUAUACUCGUAUUCACAUCACUCAACAGCUGCCACCUUCUCUCUGUGUGUAUGUGUGUGUGUGUGUGUGUGUGUGCAAUCACCAUCAGGAUGCACAUCAGGAGAGCAACAACCGGAGCAACUGAAAGAGCCGAGCCACAACAGCACCAGCAGCCAUCGUCGUACGGGAGCCAACGCCAUCAACAACAACAACAACAACAACGCCUGCUCUCUGUGAAACUACCCGGAGUAGCAAAUUCCCUGCCCGAAAACUUGAGCCAAGACCACCUGUGGAGUCGCUGCUGUCUGUCGCUUCAUGGCGUUGAGUGGGUUGGUGGCAGCAGCCAACGCCAGCAAGAAAUGUGUAGAAUGCUAAAUUUUAUUACUCUUCCCAGACUGCCCCUCCACCCCCCUAGCCAUGCCGGAGUGGCGCGGUUCACGGGGACCCGGAGUCAU